Emiliania huxleyi CCMP1516 is the source of this 890-nucleotide messenger RNA. RefSeq lists its product as hypothetical. The transcript is spliced from 5 exons. The record is from RefSeq and is a predicted model, not a curated record. Gene Ontology annotation, molecular function: ubiquitin protein ligase activity; protein-folding chaperone binding. Gene Ontology annotation, cellular component: cytoplasm. Lineage: Eukaryota; Haptophyta; Isochrysidales; Noelaerhabdaceae. The coding region runs from base 1 to 738 and encodes 245 amino acids. Gene Ontology annotation, biological process: proteasome-mediated ubiquitin-dependent protein catabolic process; cellular response to misfolded protein; positive regulation of proteolysis.
AUGUCCUCCUCCGCCGAGGACGCAAAGACGCUCGGCAACAGGGCCUUCGCCAAGGGCAAGUACGCUGCGGCCGUCGAGGCGUACACCGAGGCCAUCAGCCUGAGUCCUCGGCCAGUCUACUACACGAAUCGCGCCAACGCCCACAUGAAGCGCGGCGCGUGGCGCGCGGCGGCGGACGACUGCGCGUCAGCAUUGGCGCUGGGCAGCGUGGCGACGCGCGAGCGGAUCAAGGCGCACUACUUCCUCGGCCGAGCGCACGUCGAGCUCGGGGAGUGGCAGUCGGGGAUCGAGGCGCUGGCGACCGCUCACGCGCUGUGCAAAGAGGAGACCGUCCCCUUCAAGGACGACAUCCGCUCCGCUCUGCUCGGCGCUCGGAAGCGCGCCUGGGAGGCUGCGGCGCCCGCCGGCGGGCGCGCCAUCAAGGCGCUCCGCCGCGAGCUGCCGUCGCUGGGGCAGUCCCUCGGCAGCGAGGAGGAGCGGGCGGCGAGCCUGCCCGACUACCUCACCUGCCAGAUCUGCAUGGACUUGCUGCUCGACCCCGUCAUCACGCCGUGCGGCAUCACCUACGACCGCGCCUGCCUGCAGCGCCACCUCGAGGCGCGCGGGUCCUCUGGCUGCGACCCCGUCUCGGGCAAGCCCCUCUCGAUGAGCUCCGUCGUCCCGAAUCUCGCGCUGAGAGAGGUGCUCGACCGUUUUCUCGAGGAGCGGCCAUGGGCGUAUCAGUGCAUGGAGUGCUGACACGCCCCUAGGUCUAUGACACUGCUAUGAGCUAUGACAGAGCAGACACGACUCACGAGCGCAGCCGCAGGCGCCAGGCGGCAGGCGGAGGGCCCGCCGGAGGCGCGUCGUUCUCGGGUUCUCGAUUAUUUUGGGUAGAAUCGGCUAAUAUC